CCUUUUUUUAAUCUAAUCUAAUCUAUUACGCGCGUGACAAAACCACGCGCCCCUAAUCUCGCGACCAAGAAGGCGAAAACCUAACCAGUAUCGACAAAGAAGUUCGGUGUCCUCCGGUGUGAGUCGUCGCCAAUAGGCCUCACCAGAAACCUUACUCCUCCUCUUUGACCCUUCUCAUGGCGUCAGAGAUCGAUCUUCCUCCGUUCUUGCCGCUUCGGAAAUCGAGAAGCUUCAACUCUCUGUCUCUUCCUUCGUCUUCAUCGACUCUGUUAGUCGAAGGUUUGGAGAUUGAAACUGAUCAGACUCUGCCCUUGUCGUUUUCGUUGCCACCGACGGAUCCGGUGAUAGGGACGAACACAACCUCCCUGCUUGAACCCGUGUUUCCUCUUUCAGAACCUGUGGCUCCUCUUUCUCCUCUGACUUCAGAAGCUGUUACAGUCCCUGUAUGUGACUCUCCUUCAAAGUAUCUGGCUUCAGUUAACAUCGACAAUGCAGGUGAUGAUUCGUCAUCGAAGCUAGCUCCGCCAGUGACCUUUGGCUCACACUGUCACGUUAAUAGCUUGAUGAAUUCACUUGCUAAAAACAGUGUUGCACCAUCUGUCCUGGAUGUGCUUCCUCAGUCUGCUUCGAUGCAGAAACCAUCCUCGCUUGGGGUCAAAAACCUAUCGCUGCCUGUCCCUGGAUCAAUACAGUUGCAGGAAACAUCAAUGCCGGAGGUUAAUAAAUCGCCAACAGAUCCUUCUGAAAACCUUGCUCAAGCUAAAGAAAAAUUUAUCCCAUCAAUGGGAUCAUGGGCCAAACCCCUUUAUUUCAAACCUCCAGCCACUCCUCCUGAUCCUAGUACUCCACGAGACUAUGAUCCUGCAAUUGUUGGGAAUCAAUUAGCCACUCUCUGGCCGACUUUAAAUGACGAGAUCUUAAACAAGCAACCUAAGGGCAAGUAUCCAUCUCGUACUCUCCAGCCCCCAAUUGAAAAGCUACCACCACCGGAACUAAAAGCGGAUGGGAGACUCCGCUUCCCCUGGGCUGCGAGAUUAAGCCCUCAUUCGCGUAAUCUCUAUCGGGCAGCCACACCAACUUACCGCAUUGAUGGCACACCUGAGGUAUCUAUUCCUUCGAAAGUGCUUAAGCUAGGUCCAGAGAAUAAGGAUGAGUAUAUCAUUGGCAAGUUCCAUAAAUGUGCUCUACCGCCAGGUGGUUUAGUACAUGCUGUGGUGAAUAGAAUAUGGGGAAGAAGUUGUAAGAUCAGUUGUAAGAAGCUUGGCGAUUCAUCUUUCAUGUUCCAUAUCCCACACCAACCUACCCGUCAAUGGGUUAUUCAGCGUGGAGUGUGGCACAUUGAUGAUUGCUUACUUUUUGUACUGCCAUGGACCCCAGAAGGCUCCUUCAAAAUCCCUGAAAUCUCCACGCUUCCGGUUUGGGCCAAUUUGAAGAACAUUCCGGAUUGUUGCUACUCAAGAUUAGGAAUUAGUCAUGUUGCUUCUGGACUUGGAGAACCUAUUCUUACGCACAAACCUCGACUUGAUCCUACUAGUAUGGGCGAGGCAAAAGUUUUAGUUGAGAUGGAGCUGGACAGAGACUUUCCGAAGCUUAUUGCCCUUGAUGAUAAGCAAGGUAACAUCUUCCUUGUUAAUGUUGAGUAUACAUGGAUUCCAUCUAUGUGUGAGAGGUGUGGUAAUCUAGGACACAAAGAAAAGAGGUGUUUGUUACCUUCUUCGACUGCUCAGGUUUCUAUCUCCGCAUCAACCUCGCAAGACACUAGCUCUGAUGUUCCUAUAGUGAACAUUGAUACUGUUAUGCAGCAAAAGGAUAAUGUUGAAUACUCUACACCAACUAUCCAGAAAAAUGAUCUACAUGUUAAUGAAAAAGCUUCCCUACCAACUGAAGAUUAUAGUGCCCAUGAGCCUGAGAAACGUACCAUAGAGAUUGAAGGUCUCUUAUCUGAACUAGAAGCUACUCCUACCUUUCAACGAGAGAACCCGACUGCCUCACCAAACUUUAUCCCCACUUUACCCACAUUAGUAGAUUCACAAUCUACUCCCACUACAGCAUUUAUUAUGGAGUCAUCUCCAUCAACCGUUAUCAACACACACACCCUUUGCAUUUGAGAGUCCUGCUCAGUUCAAAGGGUCAAGAGAUGUGGGAUUGGAUGAAGAUGGGACCGAGCCAUCUAGCUCGCUCAGCUUGACAAGAGGUGGGAGGGAAACAAAACCCCCUAGUAAAUACCAAGACAUGGAAUGGAAGACGGUUCGAGGGAGAGGGAAGCGUGGCCGCCGCGGUCAUGGUUCUUAUCACUAGUUAUUGCCUUUCAUUACAGUGUUGGUUAUUCUAGUCUCAACUUUUGAUUUUUCAUUGGUUGAGAUUCAAUCUUUCCAUGAAACUUGUUUCAUGUUUCAUGCAAACUUUAUCAAAUUAUAAGACUCGUGUCUUAUCUUGUAACAGUUAACGUUUUUAAUAUGAAAGCCUUUUUUCAAAAAAAAAA
This is a messenger RNA of Brassica rapa (field mustard), 2482 nucleotides long. RefSeq lists its product as uncharacterized. Gene Ontology annotation, molecular function: nucleic acid binding; zinc ion binding. NCBI's taxonomy places the organism in Eukaryota, Viridiplantae, Streptophyta, Magnoliopsida, Brassicales, Brassicaceae. The record is from RefSeq and is a predicted model, not a curated record.